AUGACGAGUGGCCCCCAAAACACAAACGGUACCUCCAACGGUACCGCUAACGGUACAAACGGCGCCACCAAUGGACACGGGCCUCUGAGCACAAUGCCUGGCCCCAACCAUGACUACAAGGUGAGCCUACAAGACAAGGUCAUUGCCAUCACCGGUGCCAAUCAAGGCAUUGGUCUUGGUAUCGCCGAGGUCUGUCUUGUGAAUGACGCUGCUUUUGUCUACAGCCUCGACGUCACUGAACCUUCAGAACCCUUUGCAGCUCUGCUCAAACGCUUCCCGGGAAAACUGGGUUUCCAGAAGUGUGAUGUGACGAACGAAGAGAGUGUAACUUCCGCGAUAGAUGCCAUCAUCGCUGAGAAGGGCCGCUUCGAUGGAAUGGUCGCCAACGCUGGUGCCACAAAGCAUCAACCUGCCUUGGACUUUACUGCUGAGCAGGUUGAGAAGCUGUUCCGUUUGAAUGUAUUUGGGGCCUGGAAUUGUGCAACGGCUGCUGCGCGCGCGUUUAUCAAGCUUGGCUGCAAGGGCAGCAUUGUGUUUACAGCCAGCAUGACAUCUUACCGCCCAAACAGAGUAAUUAUUCCCAAACUCCCUAGAAAUACUUCCCCCAUUAACUUUAUACAGGCUGCCCCAUCAGCUCCUUACGGCGCAACCAAGGGCGCAGUGCGAAACAUGACGCACACUCUUGCCAUGGAAUGGUCGCAGUACGGCAUCCGAGUGAACAGUAUUUCCCCUGGUUUCGUCAAAACUGCUCUCACAUAUUAUGUUGAAACAGCGCCUGAUUGGGAUACCAAGAUGAAGUACUACGGUGGCAUGCCCCGUCUGGCGCUACCGCAGGAGCUUGGAGGUGCAUAUGUUUACCUGCUGAGUGAGACAGCGACUUAUACAACAGGAAUUGAUAUCCCGAUCGCGGGCAUUGUUGGCGCUUGGUAG
Molecule: messenger RNA, 930 nt
Organism: Fusarium fujikuroi IMI 58289
Lineage: Eukaryota; Fungi; Ascomycota; Sordariomycetes; Hypocreales; Nectriaceae
Product: related to D-arabinitol 2-dehydrogenase
Exons: 2
Coding region: 1-930 (309 amino acids)
Cellular component (GO): intracellular anatomical structure
Molecular function (GO): oxidoreductase activity, acting on NAD(P)H, oxygen as acceptor
Source: RefSeq, a predicted model, not a curated record